AUGUUAAUAGCAUUUUCCUGUUCAGGACUAAUAAGGGGCAUAGCUUCAUUAUUAGAACAAGCAACAUUAUGUAGCACUGCUGUUCCUACAAUUCCGAUAGUUAGGUCCUCCACUCAUUGGCUUUUUAGAGACGAUAGGUCCUCCGUUUAUGGAGGACCUAUCGCAAAUUUCACCAGUCGGCCUGAGGGGCUCCCCUUUGUCACCCGGCAAAAUUCUAGAGGGAUGACCCAGAUCGUGUUUUUUGCUAAAUUUGGGUACCGUAGUUCCGGGCUUUGCCGCGCCGAUUUGGUGGACUCACAGUCGCGCGGGUAUUCAGCCCGUAUACUUUCAAUCAAGACUACAGUGGAUAGGUCAUCUGCCGGGUAUUCACCAGUACAUAAAAGUGCUGUGAAUGAUAGCGAAGAAAAUUAUAUGCCUUGUCCUUUCUGCCUAGGUUUUUACACACGUAAGCUACUAUGGAAACAUAAAAGAACUUGUCCACUAAAUAAAGAUCCUUCAAAAACCGUUCCUUUAAGUGAAGGUCAAGACCUUAUGCUACCUAAGAAUAUAGCAAAUUCUUCAUUAAAGACUAUAGUCUUCCCACGGAUGUUGGCCGAUAAAAUUUCACUGACAGCAAAAAAAGAUGCUCUUAUAUGUGCCUUUGGAUCUAGGUACAUCAACACACACAGAGAGCAACAUCACGUUAACGUUUGCUCAAGAAAAAUGAGAGAACUUGCCAAGGUUUUGAUGGAAUGUCAAAAACUAGAUCCUGCAAUCAAAAACUUAUUUGACGUGCUUCAGCCACAGCACUUUGACAGUGUAGUACAAAGUGCCAAAGUUAUUGCCAGAUAUAACACGCAAACAGAUGUUUUCGAAUCUCCGACAUUUGCGAUGAACAUAAGCAGAUCUCUAAAAGACUGUUGUGAUAUGGCAGUUUUACAUAUUUUCAAAAAAAAAUGUAAUUAUUUGACAAUUUCUACCUCACAAGCAGAAGCAAAUAUCGGGGUGUUCCGACAAUUAUUGGAGAAUAAAUCAUGCUGGAAGGGACUUGAAUACGAAGACAUGGAACAAAGUGACACUGGUCCCACUAGCUGCAGACUUGAAGUUGUUCAGAAACUAUCUAAUAGAGAAGGGAAAUACAGCUGCUCGACGAUUGCAACAAACUAA
This is a messenger RNA of Acanthoscelides obtectus, 1146 nucleotides long. Lineage: Eukaryota; Metazoa; Arthropoda; Insecta; Coleoptera; Chrysomelidae. The record is from the annotation of a GenBank genome assembly.